Messenger RNA from Theobroma cacao (cacao), 2247 nucleotides. RefSeq lists its product as uncharacterized. Gene Ontology annotation, cellular component: Golgi apparatus; endoplasmic reticulum. The record is from RefSeq and is a predicted model, not a curated record. NCBI's taxonomy places the organism in Eukaryota, Viridiplantae, Streptophyta, Magnoliopsida, Malvales, Malvaceae.
UCUACUUCUCGUUCCCUUCAAACCCGCCUUCUCUGCCCUUUAUUUCUCCCCCACGAUCUCUCUCGUCGUAAAACUCUGUAUUCGCAGGCCAAAACUCCGUCGUUUUAACCGACCUAAAAGAAGAAAAAAGUGUUGUACUGUUUUCCUUUUAUUUUGUUUUAAAUAAGGAUGGACGAAAAUUCAGCUAUGAUUGAGCAAAUUCUCAGAGAAGUCGAAAACAAUAACAUCCAAAACGACGACGUUAACGGCUGGCAAACGGUUUCCUAUUCGAAACGGAAUCGGAAAUCCUCGAAACCUCCGCCGCCGGAUACUUUUUCUGUUGAUCGUCCCAAUGGCGGCGUCUCCUCCGACGUCUUCCGCUCGAUCGAGAAACAUUCCGAGGAUCGGCGUCGUCGCGCCGCCGAGGCGGCGGCGGCUGCAGCAGCGGCGGUUUCUACCUCUGUCGCCGACGGAUCGAAGUCUGACGAGGAAGAUGAUAGUGAUACCGGUGAUGCUGCCGAGAACGGUGCGGUGGAGAUUAAGAAGGCGAAGCCGAAGAAACCGAAGAAGCCGAAGGUGACUGUCCUGGAAGCUGCUUCGAAGAUCGACGCUGGUGAUCUUAGCGCUUUUCUUAUUGAUAUAACUAGUUCUUAUGAGACGCAGCAAGAAAUACAAUUAAUGAGAUUUGCAGAUUACUUUGGAAGAGCAUUUGCUUCAGUGAGUGCAGCGCAAUUCCCUUGGUUAAAGAUUUUCAAAGAAUCUACGGUUUCGAAAUUGGUUGAUAUUCCGCUUUCGAAUGUUCCGGAAGAUGUUUAUAGGACAUCCGUUGAUUGGUUGAACCGGCGAUCUUUAGAUGCGUUAGUAUCUUUUGCGUUGUGGUCAUUGGACAGCAUUCUGGCUGACCUUACAAUUCAUCAAGGAGUUGCAAAGGGAUCAAAGAAAGUAGCUCAGCAAGCACCUUCGAAGUCUCAAGUCGCUAUAUUUGUGGUUUUAGCUAUGGCUCUGAGAAGAAAACCUGAUAUCUUGAUCAGUUUAGUGCCAACAAUGAGGGAAAAUCCAAAAUACCAGGGACAAGAUAAACUUCCUAUUACUGUGUGGAUGAUUGCUCAGGCCAUCCAAGGAGAUUUAGCUGUAGGGCUGUACAUGUGGGUACAUGUUCUGUUGCCUAUGCUGAGUGGCAAGUCAAGUUGUAAUCCUCAGUCUAGAGACUUGAUUUUACAGCUGGCAGAGAGAAUAAUUUCCUCUCCAAAAGCUCAUCCUAUUUUAGUAAACAGUGCUGUCAGAAAGGGAGAGCGGCUCGUGCCACCUUCUGCUCUUGAGAUUUUGAUGAGGAUCACAUUUCCGGCACCCUCAGCUCGAGUUAAGGCAACUGAGAGGUUUGAAGCUAUUUAUCCCACCUUAAAGGAGGUUGCCCUUGCUGGUUCUCCUGGAAGCAAAGCAAUGAAACAAGUUGCUCAACAGAUACUGAACUAUGCUGUCAAAGCUGCUGGAGAAGGUGUUCCUGAACUAUCAAGGGAAGCAAGUGCUAUUUUUAUUUGGUGUUUGACUCAAAAUCCUGACUGUUAUAAGCAAUGGGAUGUGCUUUAUCUUGAUAAUCUUGAAGCAAGUGUUGCUGUUUUAAGAAAGCUUGCAAAUGAAUGGAAAGAGCAUUCUGUUAAACAUUCAACACUUGAUCCUUUGAGGGAAACUUUAAAAAGUUUCAGGCAGAAGAAUGAGAAUGCAGAAGACAAUGAUCAUGCAUCAUCAUUGAAGGAGGCUGACAAGUACUGCAAGUUGAUUUUGGGAUGCUUGUCAAAAGGACAUGGAUGCUUGAAAGGUGUGUUAUUUGCGUCUAUCGCACUAGUCGCAGGUGCUGCUGUCGUGUCCCAGAACAUCCAAUCUUUGGACUGGGAUAAGUUGUCUGCAGUGUUUAAUUUAUCGUAGGCAUGAGGUUAUUGUUGACCAGAAGUGAGCAGCCAUAGGAUUAAGUAUGUUCACAGUAGGACACAUCUUGAAGAUUUGGGCAGAGGCUUGAGUGCUUUUUCCCCCUUUAAUUUUUUAAAUCUUUUGGGUUUUUACUAAAACGAAAAAUGAGAACAGUGGCAGGCGAAAUUUGGUUAGGUUUGUUCAUCUGGUUUUUUCGUGUGUGAAGAAGUUACCCUUUAAUAAUGGUUAAUUCAUAGUGGUUUGGUUAUUUUGCUUUUUGGGUUAAUUGUGGAACAUUGCGAAAUAGCUAUACAUAAUGGAAAGGGGUGGGGCGGACUGAAGUCAGAUAGUUUUAUUUCGUUA